Rotaria socialis is the source of this 957-nucleotide messenger RNA. The record is from the annotation of a GenBank genome assembly. Lineage: Eukaryota; Metazoa; Rotifera; Eurotatoria; Philodinida; Philodinidae.
AUGGCUUCUGAAGAUGAUCCACAAUUGCAUGACUAUAAUGUACCAGAACGAGUUCAAACAUUUAUCAAGGUUGAACAUGACCAAGCUGUAGGCUAUGCUGCAAAUCAUAUAGUGAUGACGAUGGGAAGUGAUUUUGAAAAUGAAAAUGCGAAUGAAUGGUAUAAGAAUUUGGAUAAAUUAAUCAGAUAUGUUAAUCAGGCCAAUCGAAUUUGGACAACCAAGACCAAUGAUUUUUUUCCAAUGUCACUUGCUACGCAUGGAAUUUUGAAUGAUUAUUUUACUUCACGACCAGCAUUGAAACGAUAUGAAUGCCAUUCAAAUAAUAUUCUUCAAGUCACAAGACAACUUAAUGGAUUUUCAAAUAAUACACUGCGUAGUGCAAUUUUUCCUCUCAGUGAAGCGAUGGGUAUUGGUCAGCAUCAUGAUGCAGUUAGUGGAGCAGAAAAACAAUAUGUUGCUAAUGAUUAUGCUCAACGAUUAUCCCAAGGUGCUGACGCCGCACUUUAUGUUAUCAAUGAAGCUUAUAAAAAAUUAUUAUCGAAAGCAGAUCAAUCACUACCGAUGUCUACUCAAUAUCUCUGUCAAUUUUCAAACAUUAGCGAAUGUUUACCAAUCGAACGACAAGAUAGUUUUACAUUAACAAUAUGGAAUCCAACAAUUCAGCAAAUUGAUAAUCUAAUUCGUGUACCAGUAACAAAGCAAUAUAAAAUUCGAAGUCCAACCGGUGAAACAAUUGCAAUUGAUCAUCUUCGAGUUGAGUUUGAUGAUCAAGGAAAUUUAAAUAGUAUUACUAACCGAGAUAAAAAUAUUACACUACAAUUUUCUGCUCAAGGUCUUUAUUGGUAUACAAGUUUUCAGGGUAACAAUUCUCGUCCGGAAUUUCAAUCAUCAGGUGCUUAUUACUUUCGACCACUCAAAUCUAACCCAUUGCCGGUGAGCAGUGCACGUAAUAUGUAA